CCGCCAUCUUCCCGGAGGAGAGGGCCAGAGGGGUAGCCUCCCGCCCCAUGGUCGCUCCGCAGUCUUACCGUGACCUGCCCUAUCCCUGUCCGUCUCUCUUCUGCUCAGCAGCCACUUAGCUCCUUGUAAAGAGACGCCCUUCCCCCACUGUAGGUACUCACAAGGCAAAGACUCACGUUACCUGUUCCACUCUUAUCAGCGUAAGGAAACCAAGCUCAUAAGAUUGAGAAAACGUUGCUGAAGAUGUCUAAGCAACAACCAACUCAGUUUAUAAAUCCAGAAACUCCUGGCUAUGUCGGAUUUGCGAACCUUCCCAACCAAGUUCACCGAAAAUCAGUGAAAAAAGGUUUCGAAUUCACACUAAUGGUGGUCGGUGAAUCGGGUCUAGGAAAAUCGACUCUCAUUAACAGCCUGUUCCUGACCGAUCUCUACCCAGAAAGAAUCAUACCUGGAGCCGCAGAAAAAAUUGAAAGAACUGUCCAGAUUGAGGCUUCGACUGUAGAGAUUGAAGAGCGAGGGGUCAAGCUGCGCCUGACAGUGGUGGACACACCCGGCUACGGGGACGCCAUCAACUGCAGGGACUGUUUCAAGACCAUCAUCGCCUACAUCGACGAGCAGUUCGAGCGGUACCUGCACGACGAGAGCGGCCUCAACAGGCGGCACAUCGUCGACAACAGGGUGCACUGCUGCUUCUACUUCAUCUCCCCCUUCGGGCACGGACUGAAGCCCUUAGACGUCGCGUUUAUGAAGGCGAUACACAACAAGGUGAACAUCGUGCCCGUCAUCGCCAAGGCCGACACCCUCACGCUGAAGGAGAGGGAGCGCUUGAAGAAGAGGAUUCUGGAUGAAAUUGAAGAACAUAAUAUCAAAAUCUAUCACUUACCUGAUGCUGAAUCCGAUGAAGAUGAGGAUUUUAAAGAGCAGACUAGACUUCUCAAGGCCAGUAUCCCGUUCUCUGUGGUUGGGUCCAAUCAGUUGAUUGAAGCCAAGGGCAAGAAGGUCAGAGGCCGCCUCUACCCCUGGGGCGUCGUGGAGGUGGAGAACCCAGAGCACAACGACUUUCUGAAGCUGCGGACGAUGCUCAUCACCCACAUGCAGGAUCUCCAGGAGGUGACCCAGGACCUGCACUAUGAAAACUUUCGUUCCGAGAGGCUCAAGAGAGGCGGCAGGAAAGUGGACAAUGAGGACAUGAAUAAAGACCAGAUCCUGCUGGAGAAGGAGGCCGAGCUCCGCCGCAUGCAGGAGAUGAUCGCCAGGAUGCAGGCGCAGAUGCAGCUGCAGCUGCAGGGCGGGGAUGGCGACGGCGGGGCUCACGGGCACCGCGUGUAAGAAAACACUUUGCAAGAUAAAGAAAACAUUCCGCCUGAGUAACAGAGCUGCAUGUUUCCGACAGAUUAUCGGAGGGGUGCCCGUCCACAUUUUACAGUACCUGUGCCUGAGAAUUUAAUUUUUUUUAAGCUUUAGACGUAUGGUUUUGUAUGAAGUACUUUUAACAUUUGUAAUUUCGUUGCUAUGUUAUACUUUAUAUUUUGUGAGGUGAACCUUUUGUUUUUAUCUUUCUUCCACCUUAACUAACCCCUAAUGUUGGAACUGAUUUCCAGGAUCAGUCGGUAUGUGUAAUUAACAUUGAAUUUCUUUGGCUGGCCUUAUGGUUGAGGAGCACUCUUGAUUCAUUUCUAGAACAUUCAGAGCGAGCCAGCAGUGUUCCUGGGUGGUGGCAACACAGACCCAGUGAGGAGCUGGUCUGCAGGAGGGCAUUUGGUCACUCAGGUCACCAAGACGGCCUCUUCCUUGCUUUGCUUUGCCUCGAGCACAACCUAAAACCAGUUUUGCUGCUGUAAUUUGACACUGUUGAUCCCUCUGCACGGUUACCUUUCCACCACGUGAAACAAUAGGAUUAUCUCGUGUGACGUGUGCGCACUCGGAAAGCGCCUUUAGAGACAGCCAUUAGGAGCAAAUUUUAAGAACUCUCUGGAUUUUGAUGUUUCGGCAUUUUUUAAACUGCUCUGCAGAGAACCUGCCACGAGCCACAUUUUGUAACGUUCUUCACUGAUCCUGGUUUAUACUCUGGACAGAAAGUGUCCGUGAACUCCAGUUUUGAUAUUACAACGAUGACUCUUAAUCCACACAGAGAGCCAAUAAAUGAUUUUUACUCAACUAACAUAAAAAGUUACUUUGUAAGGAAAAUUAAUCAGUUGAUAUAUUUAGAAACCAGCGUUUUUGUACUGCACUUUAAUGUGUUUUCUGCAACUGCCAGUGUGUAAGAUCUGCCUGAGCAGUGGAAAUCGGGGUCCUCUCAUGGGCUGGCCUCUGAACCCAGAGCUAUCAUGAGCCCUGAGACUCAUGGUCCCAUGAAGCCUCAGUGCCAACGGGUUUUCCUGAUUUGGCUUCCCUUUGUCUCCUUAAAGUUGUUAAUGGUUUUCUGAAAGGAGCCAAAUAGCAGCAGGUCAUUUUUUUUUUUUUUAAUGUGCAGACGGUUGUCCAUUUUCAGCCACUAUCCCUUCCUUCAUUCUGUUUAAUACCAAUUUCCCCGUGUACCGAGUAAGACAGAAAGUCUUUUCCAAUGCGCGCCACGGUCUCACUGGUGGAUGCCACCAGUCAGGUCUGUUUUCUGCACUCUGUGGCCUUGGCCCUUCAUUGCCUCCUAGUGCAUCUCCCUGUCGUGUGCUUUGAGGGGCACUGAUGCUCCAGGCUUGCUGUUUCCAGCAUUCACACUGACAUUGGGAAAGCACUUCCCAGAAAGAGACCUGGAAAGGAGACCUGGAGGGAGCAGGUGCGGCUUCAGUGUUUUCAUUGUGCUGUAACAGAAGGGGCCAAGACGCAGAAAUUGCUUCCUUUGAGGAGAAGAGUGUUUGUUUUGGCCAGACACGACAUGGUGACGAGGUCAAAAUACAUUCACUCCAAAGGUGUACUAUGGGAAAUAAUCGGGUAUUCUCACCAACUUUGCCUUUUUACUGUCGUUUAGUUGUGAGGAGUCACAAGCUAUUAGGUUUAGGUACGUUGUACUGAGUAUUUACCAAGGGAGAGCGUUGAGUGACUUUAGAGCAUGGCUGUGCAAGGCCAAUUAUUUGGGUUAUUUUGGCAUUAACCACACUAGUAAAAGCUGUUUAGAAGGUGGAGCUGGAGGCACACGUGCUGGUGGUCAGUGCAAGCCCCGUGUCUGCUUGGGGACAGCCGCUGGGGCCAGCUGCCGGCGACGAGGUUCUGGGGGCAGGCGGGCCUACACUGCCUCCUUAUCAGCCCCCUCUGUUGUGCUGCCCAAUUCCAAAUAAUACUUUUACUAUAGAUAAUUGCUUUUACUAAGAGAUCAUCUUUACCUAUAGAAAUGUAUUUUGAAAACUUAUUUUACAUAGCAAUUUUGUAUCCAUUGAAACUAACCUUUUAUCAAUAAAGCACUAUUGUUUGGCUAUUAA
Messenger RNA from Suricata suricatta (meerkat), 3413 nucleotides. RefSeq names its product septin 2 (gene SEPTIN2). Gene Ontology annotation, biological process: cell division; cytoskeleton-dependent cytokinesis; regulation of exocytosis. Lineage: Eukaryota; Metazoa; Chordata; Mammalia; Carnivora; Herpestidae. The record is from RefSeq and is a predicted model, not a curated record. The transcript has 13 exons. Gene Ontology annotation, molecular function: molecular adaptor activity; GTP binding; GTPase activity. Gene Ontology annotation, cellular component: septin ring; septin complex; synaptic vesicle. The coding region runs from base 244 to 1329 and encodes 361 amino acids.